Gaeumannomyces tritici R3-111a-1 is the source of this 2072-nucleotide messenger RNA. RefSeq names its product dolichyl-di-phosphooligosaccharide-protein glycotransferase. The transcript is spliced from 4 exons. The record is from RefSeq and is a predicted model, not a curated record. NCBI's taxonomy places the organism in Eukaryota, Fungi, Ascomycota, Sordariomycetes, Magnaporthales, Magnaporthaceae. Gene Ontology annotation, cellular component: endoplasmic reticulum membrane; oligosaccharyltransferase complex. Bases 313 to 1722 code for a protein of 469 amino acids.
GUGAAGAGCAAGGGGGCCGCGGUUUCGAGCUUCCGACCCUGGCCAGGCCGGUUCCUUGUCGCACCCCUGCCAGCAGCUCGUCUUGGCAAAGGUUUACGUAUCCAGAGGGAAGCUCUCUUCAGCACAGGACACCCACACACGUCCGCGGCAGAACCCCCAUGCAACCAAGACAUCGCGGCGCUUCCUGUCGCCAAUUCUCGACGGCCUGAAAAAGUGUUUCCCUAAAACGACCACCAGCGGGAUUGCAGGCUUCUCUCCCACCCACGCCCCUCGUUUUCUGUCUUUGAACAGCAGCGCGCAGCAGCAGCAGCCAUGUUGCGCCCGGCGCUCUCGCUCCUCGUGCUGGCCCUCAGCUCCGCCGGCGCCGCUGUUAGCUCCAGCGGCAGCCGGCUGCUGGUGGUGCUGGACGACGUCGCGGACAAGGACAAGUACUCCAAAUUCCUGGGCGACCUGACAAGCAGGGGAUUCGACAUCACAUACAGCACUCCCAAAGCCGAGUCGCUGCAGCUCUUCCGUCUUGGCCAGCGCACUUACGACCAUGCCAUUUUCUUCCCGACCAAGGUCAAGGGCCUCGGCCCCAACCUGACCCCGAACACGCUCCUGCAGUUCGUCAAGGAGAACGGCAACAUCCUACUGGCCCUGUCGUCCGAGAUGGCCGCGUCCUCGUCCAUCGUUUCGCUGCUCCACGAGCUCGAGAUCCAGCUGCCCGCCGAGCGGACCGGCCUGGUUGUCGACCACUUCAACUACGACGCUGCCUCGGCCCCAGACCUGCACGACGUCGUCCUCGUGCCAGCCCCGGCCCCCGUCCGCCCGGGUGUCGCCGAUGUCUUCGCCGCCCCCGGUGAGGAGCGCCUCCUCGCCUUCCCCCGCGGCGUCGCCCAGACCCUGGGCCAGAGCCCGCUCCUGAAUCCCGUCCUGCGCGGGCCCCGCACCGCCUACAGCUACGACCCCAAGGAGCAGGGCGACAGCGUCGACCCCGAUCAGCUGUUCGCGGCUGGCCAGCAGCUGAGCCUAGUCAGCGCCGCCCAGGCCCGCAACUCAGCCCGCGUUGCCGUCGUCGGCUCGGCCGAGAUGCUCGCCGACAAGUGGUUUGACGCAAAGGUCAAGCCGGCCGGCGGCGCCAAGGACGAGGUCGCCACUUACAACCGCGAGUUUGCCAGCCGCAUCAGCGCCUGGGCCUUCCAGGAGCUGGGUGUCUUGCGCGUCAACUGGAUCGAGCACCACCUGAACGAGGCUGGCGCGAGCAACGCCUCGAACCCGUCCAUCUACCGGGUCAAGAACGAUGUGACCUACACCAUCUCGCUCUCCCAGUACGACGGCAAGGCCUGGGGUCCUUUCACCGUCCCCGCCGCCGACGAGCUCCAGCUCGAGUUCUCGAUGCUCUCGCCCUUCCACCGCCUGCCGCUCAAGGCCGCGGCGCUGCAGCCGGCGCCCAAGGAGGCAACUGCCUACUCGGUCUCGUUCAAGACGCCCGACCAGCACGGCAUCUUCAACUUCAAGGUCAACUACAAGCGCCCCUUCCUCACCAACAUCGAUACCAAGGACACCGUUUCGGUCCGCCACAUGGCCCACGACGAGUGGCCGCGCUCCUACGUCAUCUCGGGCGCCUGGCCCUGGAUCACGGGCAUCGGCGCCACCGUGACCGGCUGGCUCGCGUUUGUCAUCGUCUUCAUGUUCAGCGCGCCCGCGAAGAAGGCGUCGGCUGCCAAGAAGACACAAUGAGUGGGGCAAGUUGGGAUUUGUGAGGUCUCGUCAUGGUUAGGCAGGGAGGGAAAAGGGAACUUAAAAAUAAAUGCAAUAGAAUCAACCAGUCACCCCCAAAGGGAGGAAACCACCGCGACAAGUUCUGGGGCGUGUAUACCGGGUCAUUUCAUGGGCGACGUAUUCAAACCCAUGACAGUGUGAAAGAAGCGAGCUCAUUUAUUCUGGGAGCAUAUGAACGGUUGAUGGAUGGAAGAGAGCUACAGAGUGGGAUUCCACAUUUAGACCAAGUGAUUGCUUGUUUGUUAGGAUCACCUGUUACAUUAUCUUGAAGGAUGUUGCUAGGUGGAAAAAAUUGCGACUGAUACCGA